Molecule: messenger RNA, 1007 nt
Organism: Zingiber officinale
Lineage: Eukaryota; Viridiplantae; Streptophyta; Magnoliopsida; Zingiberales; Zingiberaceae
Product: protein GDAP2 homolog
Exons: 3
Coding region: 117-725 (202 amino acids)
Source: RefSeq, a predicted model, not a curated record
CGUCGUCCGUUUCGCCGUUACGCCGUUAAAAAGCCCCCUUUCUCUUCGCCUAGGUUUUAUCUCUCUCGCUUUUGAGUUCGAACCUCGAUUCUCUCCCGGAUUCCAUCGAUUCGGCGAUGAGCAGCAAUUGCAUGGACCAGAUCCUCGAGGAGGCCUUCAAGAUCGGCGGCCGCGACAAGAAGGGCCGCUGUGUCCUCCGCAUCGUCGGAAAAUUCUUCCCUGCGAGGGAACUGAUUGCCGACGGAGGCAUGGAGUCGCUGAGGAGCUUCCUGGAGAGGAGGGUGUUCCCGGCGCUCGGCGGGGCGCCAUUCGUGGUGGUGUAUAUGCACGCUCACGCGCAGAGGGCCGAGAACUACCCCGGCUUAUCGGCGCUUCGAUCUGUCUACGAGGCGCUUCCUGCUGACGUCCGCGACGGGAUCCGCGCCGUCUACUUCGUCCACCCUGGCCUUCAGGCCCGCAUCUUCUUCGCCACCUUCGGACGUUUCUUCUUCAGCGCAGGCUUGUACGGGAAGCUUCGGUACGUGAGCCGGCUGGAGUUCCUGUGGCAGCACAUCCGGCGAAGGGAAGUGGAGGUCCCGGAGUUCGUGCAGGACCACGACGACGAGCUCGAGCACCGGCCGCUCAUGGACUACGGCCUCGUGGAGAGCGACCGCCACCAUCGGGCCUUCGACGCGCCCGCCAUGGACACCGCUGCCUCCAUGCACUCCCUCCGAUGCAUCUCUUAGCAUAGCCGGCCGUAGCAGGAUCGCCGCUGGCGAUGUGUUGCAGACAAGCCUCAAGUGUAGAUAAACGCGUCCUUUGUUUCGAUUGAUGUUCGUAAUGAUCCAGAAAAGGUUCUUCUCGUAGUAAUUUUGAUUAGUUUUCCAGAAAUUUUUCUCUGUAUUUUUUUAACCUUCAAUCAGAUGGCAGCGUCAACUUAGAUAUGUCAAUUUAAAACAAAAGAGAAAAAUAUUUAAUCUGUUUAAUUUUUAUAUAAAUCCUAAAAUGCAUGUGAUGCAAUUUAAUUU